AUGCCAAGGGCCUCACGACGAGGACGAGGUAGACAUCACAAUUCCACCCGGGCCACCGCAUCCAGGAGAGUCACGUCCAACUCGCCUUCAGCAUCGCAGUCUCGAACUUCAUCGGGCCACACCACUGCACACAACACGGUCAGCCAGCCGCCACUCAGACGAUCUGCCCGAAUCGCCGAAUUGCUCAACGGACAAUCAGACCGUCAAUUGGCCGAUACCGCAUCCUCAAUGGCUGACGUUGCGAGACCAAGGGCGCUUGGGGGAAGGUCCUAUCGCCCAGUCCAUCACCCUGGAAGUGCGCGCACUUCUGGAAAUUCAAGAUCAGGUCGACUUUCCCCUUCACCUGACGAAAUCCGGUACGCCAUGGACAUUGUAGUGCAACCGCCCCGCACCGCCCAAGUCGGACAAACCAUACCUGGCUCCAUUAUUGUCCGAUUACGAACCACCAAUGCUGACGCAGAUGACACUAUUGCAGACUCGACCAACUUUGUCGCAGUCGCCGCUCUGGUUCCUGUUUCCACUUCGUCAGACUCACCGGACCCUACCGCUCUCAAUACCCUGCUCUCAGGCCGAAUCUUCGACACUGUUCACCCUUUUAGCGACGACGAGGCCGAUGGCUUCAUCGCUUCAAUGGAUAUGGCCGAUCCAAACGGCGUGGGCUACAUGCGCUUCCCUGAGCUCAUCAUCCGUCAAGCGGGUACAUACCGCAUACGCAUCACCCUGAUCCGCAUCCGAAAUUCCGCUUCAGAUCCACCAGUCACGUCAGCCGGCAACGGCUUGGCGGUACAUGUGGUUGAUAGCAACCCUAUUGUUGUCAGUGGCGGGGGAUCAGCCACAAGUGCGGCUUCACACAACGGGGGUGACGACAUUGAUGAUGGUGGUUGGCUUGAAGUCCUACGCUCGAUUCAGGAUAGGCGCCGGUCACGGUAA
Messenger RNA from Bipolaris maydis ATCC 48331, 930 nucleotides. RefSeq lists its product as uncharacterized. Lineage: Eukaryota; Fungi; Ascomycota; Dothideomycetes; Pleosporales; Pleosporaceae. The record is from RefSeq and is a predicted model, not a curated record.